UCUGACUGCUUAAAACACACUCACUUCAGAUGUAACCUCACUUCUGGUUGUAGUUCUGGAUAAGGAAUGGAUUAUGGACUCCCCUCUAGAGAAGAAAUAGGGAUUAAAAACCACCAGGCUGAAUUCAUGCGGAUUGGAGUGAAGAGGCUGGAAAUUGAUCCCGAAACCUGUUGAAGUCAACCACAGCUGGAAAGAGACAUCUGUUUCAAGAGCACUCCCUCCAUCCCACUAUUCACCCAUCAUGUCAGAGCCGUCUCCAGCCUGGUGGAAGCUGACUUUCCUGAGGAGAAAAAAAUCCCAGCCCAAGGUUCUGUAUGAAAUCCCUGCAGAGUUUGUUUCCAACGCCUCCAGCGGUCAGCAUGGGUCCAGCCCAGCCACCGGAGCUGGCGCCCACCCAGAGGACAUGGUGCAGGACUCUCAGCUGGACGCCCGACUGGAGAGGAUCAUGGAUAAAACAACGGGCAGCAAAGGGCGCCAGGUCAAGGUUUCUCACUCUGGGAGGUUUAAGGAGAAGAAGAAAGUGCGAGCCAGUCUGGCGGAGAACCCAGAGAUGUUUCCAGAAGGUGACCCUGCCAGAGAUGAGAACCAGAGGGCUGGAACAGAACACACACUAAACAUGAACAGGGAUGCAUCGGUAGGGAGAGAUUAAAGCGUGUCAUUCGUGGCAUCUCUCUCCCAUUGUUGUCAGUUGAUGGAGCCUAAAUUUGGGAACACUUUUCGCCUCGUCUUCAAAAUGGCCACUGAGACACUCAUCAGAAUAAGUUACAUUUAGACUUUAACUUGUGUGAAAUGUGCCUAAAUAGUUAAUGUUCCUAUAGAGAAGAUGAGGUUUUCCCAAUCACUUCACUACAAAAGAAAACAUCCAGUGGCCACGGGUGUCAGCUGCUGCAUCAUCUGCUUGAUAAUAGAACUAUGAUGAUUGCAGGAAUUAAACUUCAACCUUUCCAAUCCUCACCUAGUCCAGUGUGUUGUUUAGAUGUACCGGGGUCAAACCUGUGACCUUUCCGUUACUGGAUGGAUUAUCUAACUAGCAGA
Messenger RNA from Etheostoma spectabile (orangethroat darter), 1035 nucleotides. RefSeq names its product proline rich 15 like a (gene prr15la). The transcript has 3 exons. The record is from RefSeq and is a predicted model, not a curated record. Lineage: Eukaryota; Metazoa; Chordata; Actinopteri; Perciformes; Percidae. The coding region runs from base 242 to 649 and encodes 135 amino acids.